This is a messenger RNA of Aureobasidium namibiae CBS 147.97, 1053 nucleotides long. RefSeq lists its product as uncharacterized. The record is from RefSeq and is a predicted model, not a curated record. The transcript has 2 exons. Lineage: Eukaryota; Fungi; Ascomycota; Dothideomycetes; Dothideales; Saccotheciaceae. Bases 1 to 1053 code for a protein of 350 amino acids.
AUGACAGGCACCGAAAUAUUCGAGGUGUCCAGUGAACAACAGCAGGAUCUGAUUCAAUGGCUGGCACCUUAUAUUCCUACAUGCAUCGCCCUCUAUCGACGCAUACAGUUCGGGCACUUUGAGCCAGGCGCUAGAAUACUCAGCUCCAUUGAUUUUGCCAGAUCUCCUCAUGAGAGGAAGGCUAAGGACUCCUGGAUCAUCGCAUAUGUCGACCGUGCAUGCAGACCAGAGACUGAGGUCUGGCUGGCCGCCAGUUGGGAACACGAUACACCAACGGAUGACUCUAAGACUCCAUGUGCAGAUGAUCUCGUCAAAGCCAUGAUCAAGAAGAUCAGUCAGUUCGAAACUCCUCCGAAAGCUAGCACGAUUGUCGACCCGGAAGGGGCUACAGACCAAUCUUCAGCUACCAAUGGCAGUGUGCUCGUCGAUAGAGACCAAUUUCUAUCGCACAUGCAGAAUGAGAACAUUGUCUUGUUUGGUUCAGUGCACAGGGCCACGUUCACAAUUCUGAAAAGGCUGGGCUUUGUCGACCCAGAUUCCGCCGAGGUAUCGGGUAUACCAUACAGGAAGUACAUCUUUGAUAUCACGAACGGUAUGGUUUCCAGAGAACUACCUUCUGGCUUUGAGUACGGCAAGGUAGACCCCAAGAACUACUCGCUGGUCAAGUCACGUACGCAGAUUCCCCGACAGGACAGGACUCUAUGCAAGCUCCCCAGCGUCGCGAUUUAUCCUGCUAAAAAUCCAUCGACUACACGGGAGCCAGUCGCGUGGGGCUUCCUUGGUUUGGACGCUUCACUCACAACCUUGCAUGUUGAACCAGCAUACAGAGGUCUCGGACUGGCCAAAAGCCUAAGUCUCAGAUUGUUCUCGGAAGACAUGGACAUAUAUUGCCAACAUAACCCGACCCCUACAGGGGAGAACAACUACAUUCAAGAAAGAUAUGCUCACGCAGAUGUGGCAACAGACAACACAGCAAGUCAAGGAGUGUGCGAGAGUUUGGGAGGAAAGUGGCAUUUUGAAGUGUUUUGGAUACGAGUUGAUUUAUUGGCAUAG